Ruditapes philippinarum (Manila clam) is the source of this 1515-nucleotide messenger RNA. RefSeq lists its product as uncharacterized. The record is from RefSeq and is a predicted model, not a curated record. The coding region runs from base 16 to 390 and encodes 124 amino acids. Lineage: Eukaryota; Metazoa; Mollusca; Bivalvia; Venerida; Veneridae. The transcript is spliced from 2 exons.
UUUUUUUAAAAACUGAUGUUUAAAAACUAUCAAUAUUUGUUUCAGCUUGAAGAUGAUGGGAAUUUUGGGAGACUUCUUUCUUCUGCACCAGAGUCGGCACCAAAGUUGGUUGCAAUUGAGAAAGAUGAACGAAUUGUGAACAUGGCUAUUGUUUGUGAUGGUACACACAUUCUUCUAGAGACAGCCGAUUCAAAAGAGGUCAUAGCUGUGUUGAUUGGUUUGGUUUACCUUGCAGACCUAGAUUAUCCAAAGGCAUAUUCACAGGUACGUGGGUUCCUUCAGCAAACUGAACUUCAGCAGCAGUUUGAUGGGCAUAAGAGCUAUGGAUUUGUUCAAUAUUUAAAGACAGUGAACACGGAGAUGGAGAGGAAAGAAAAGAAGCCAAUGUGACUUAAGUGAUCCAGCUUUCAUAAAAGGAAAAGUUGAACUUUACUUUCAUUUGGAUAAUUAUCAGUUUACACUUACUCAGAAGUAUGUUUUACUAUUCAGCACUGAGAUAAGUCAAGUACGCUGUCUUACAUACAGCUCUUUUUGGACUUGGGUUAAUAUUAUAGCACUUUGGUUAAUAUUAUAGCAGUGUUGGAAAUUUGUGUGCAAUUUCAAGUACUUUCAUAGUUUAUUGUAGGAAUGGCAACACAUACUGAUUUUGGUAUUCGAAUAUUUCUAUAGAGCAUUCAAAUGUUAUCCAAUAUUUGAAUAUUCGUAUAAAAAUUGUAUGCAUCCAAAUUUGUACAAUGCUCUAUGAUCAAUAAGUUUUCCUGUUGACUUGAGAAUUUUUAUUCUCUUUUUUUGAGAGUCGUUGAUGAUGCCUUAAUAUGUAACUAUUCACAAUCAUCAUAAGUAUUUUUUAAGAACUGAUUUCAUAAAUUAGAUGUGAUAUUUACCAGCUGAAGGCAUUAUUGAGGGGUGAACAUCUCAUCAUAUUUAAUGACUAGUAAAUCCAUAAUUGUUUUAUCCUAUGUUUUGUUACAAAGAUAAAUUGUUUCAUUAACUGUAGUUUUUUUGGUUUGCAAGUAAAUCAAAAGUUACUAAGUACGUACUUUUUUAUUAUAUUUAUUUAUUUUAUGUUUAUCACAGACUGUACUUAAUGCUUUUAUAUAAAGCGAAUGAUUUUAACCAAUAGAAAUCUGGCUAUUUUUAGUACAAAUUAAUAAUUUCAUACUUCUUGCAACAGAUGUUUGAUGAUGUCAUGAUUUUUAGCUUGAUUAUUUAAAAAAAUGGUAAGGCAAUAGCUUAGCAGCUGAUCCUAGCAUUAGUGUUGCAUGACACAAAGUUUUUUUAGACAAAGAAAGACAACCACUUCUGAUAUUUAUUUGGAACUUUACACAUUUUUUGUAUGUAAAUAUAAGUUCACAUAAAAAGACCAAUAACUCUGUUCUGCAUUUUGACUAAAUGAUGUUUCUUUUAGAAAAUUCUGCAUAUAUAUGUUUUUUUGUGUGUGUGAAAGUUGUAUCUCCAGUCAUAGAAUUUUAUCCGAAACUUUGUACAUGUGUUAGAAACGAAAAUAUUAUUUAC